Molecule: messenger RNA, 1748 nt
Organism: Clupea harengus (Atlantic herring)
Lineage: Eukaryota; Metazoa; Chordata; Actinopteri; Clupeiformes; Clupeidae
Gene: mfsd1
Product: major facilitator superfamily domain containing 1
Biological process (GO): transmembrane transport
Cellular component (GO): lysosome
Molecular function (GO): transmembrane transporter activity
Source: RefSeq, a predicted model, not a curated record
GCGUUGAGAGUCGGAGCUCUGUUUGCAGUACGGUAUGUUGAAAUGCGAUGUAGUCACAUGUUUACGCUUGGUCACAUGACUUUGUUUAAGUAUCUCACGACUAGCAUAGCUACCUAGGAAAAAGUUUGCCUAAGAUUUGAAUGCACCCACAAUUAUGGCGGGGAGGGGAGAGGACGAAAACCUGAUCACUGAAGGGGAUUCCCUCUCUGGACAGGACAAUGGCAGCGCCGGGGCAAGAUCGAUGCCUGCGAUUUGUGACCCAAGUCACUGGUCGCACCGAAUUGUGGUUUUGUCGUUUAUGUGUUUCCUUGGGUUUGGAAGUUACUUCUGCUACGAUAACCCCGCUGCUCUCCAGACGCAGGUCAUUCAGGACAUGAAGUUAAAUACUUCCGGGUUCAUGCAGUUGUAUGCCUGGUACUCUUGGCCCAACGUGGUGUUGUGCUUCCUGGGCGGCUUCCUCCUGGACAGGGUGUUUGGCAUCAGGUUGGGGACAAUCAUCUUUGCCACAUUUGUGUUGGUUGGACAGAUCAUUUUUGCCGGUGGUGCUUUGGCUGGGCGUUUCUGGUUGAUGGAGGUUGGUCGAUUUGUCUUUGGGAUCGGGGGCGAAUCCCUAGCCGUUGCUCAGAACACGUAUGCCGUCAACUGGUUCAAGGGCAAGGAGCUGAACCUGGUGUUCGGCCUGCAGCUCAGCAUGGCUCGACUGGGCAGCACAGUGAACAUGAACAUCAUGGGCUGGGUGUAUGACAGCAUAAAGGACCUGGUGGGCUCUGCAGGUCCCACCACACUGGGCAUCGCCCUCAUGAUCGGUGCAAGCACCUGUCUGUUAUCUCUGACGUCUGCUCUGGUGCUGGGCUACCUGGACAGGAGGGCAGAGAGGAUCCUCAACAAAGAGGAGGGAAAGACAGGGGAAGUCAUCAAGCUGACUGAUGUGAAGGACUUCCCAUUACAGUUGUGGCUGAUCUUCAUCAUCUGUGUGUGCUACUAUGUGGCCAUCUUCCCCUUCAUUGGAUUGGGCCAAGUGUUCUUCAUUGAAAAGUUUGACUUUUCCCCUGCAGAGGCGAGAGCCAUAAACAGUGUUGUCUACAUCAUCUCGGCUCCGGCCUCCCCGGUGCUGGGCUUCAUCGUGGACCGGACGGGCAAGAACGUCCUGUGGGUGGCCUUUGCCAUCGUGGGCACGCUUGCCGCACACAUGAUGCUCGCCUUCACCUUCUGGACCCCCUGGAUCGCCAUGUGCCUAAUGGGUGGGACGUACUCCCUGCUGGCCUGUGCUCUCUGGCCCAUGGUUAGCUUCGUGGUGCCGGAGCAUCAGCUGGGAACGGCCUAUGGCUUCAUGCAGUCUAUUCAGAAUCUUGGCUUGGCUCUUAUCGCCAUGGCAGCAGGAUCCAUUUUGGACAACCGGGGUUACCUCUUCCUGGAAGUGUUCUUCUGUGCCUGCAUAUGCAUGGCGCUGAUAGCGGCAGUGAUGCUCUACUUUGUGGAUUUAUUAAGAGGUGGGGAUCUGAAUUUAUCAGCCGCAGCAAGGGCCAGACUCCUGAAGAGUGUGUCUACAGACUCCGAGUGACCACCUCCCAGUGCCACUGAAAAUCCCUAUUCGAACACGUCUCCGGUGUGCAGCUAGGCAUCCUGGGAAACUGAGUCUCUGUCAGUGUAUGUGUGUAGGCAUCAGGUUCUGGUGCACAGCAGACCAGUCCGCUUUUCCACUUCUUAUCGUACUGACUUCACCCCCCCCCCCCCCCCCCCCCCCCCCC